AAUGGAUCAUAUUUGGCUAUUCCGAUUCUCUUUUCUUUUGGCACUGAUUCAUCGAUCUUCCUCACCUGUAACUCCCCUUUUUUUAUUUCUUUCAUCCAAAGCUUCCGAUCAAAUAUGCCGAGCAGAAACCCAGGAGUAUUGUCUCAGGACUGGGAACCAGUCGUGCUACACAAAUCAAAGCCAAAGGCUCAGGCGCUUCGAGAUCCGAAAGCCGUGAACCAGGCUCUACGUGUGGGAACUGAGGUUCAGACGAUAAAGAAAUUCGACGCAGGUUCGAACAAGAAGACACCGGCGACUGCUGUCAACGCCAAGAAACUUGAAGAGGAGACAGAACCGUCGGCGUUGAACAGAGUACCGGCAGAUGUGAGACAGGCUAUACAGAAGGCGCGAUUGGCUAAGAAGAUGAGUCAGGCCGAUCUGGCUAAGCAGAUCAAUGAAAAGCCGCAGUUGGUUCAGGAGUAUGAGAACGGAAAGGCUGUCCCCAACCAGGCUGUGUUAGCGAAGAUGGAGAGGAUCUUGGAAGUCAAGCUCAGAGGAAACUCAGGGAAGGGAAAGUAGAAGUAAUUUAUUACGAGCUAUAGGUCAAGUCGUCCUGCCUCGUUCGUUUUCGUGCUAUUGUCGUAGAUCUUUCUUUCCUUCUCAGUUUCGGUGUUGGGAUUGAAAAGCAAAGAAUUCACCUUGUAAGAAAUUUGUGUAUAAAGAACCAGAAAUGCUCUGUUAGUUGUUCAUAA
Messenger RNA from Macadamia integrifolia, 731 nucleotides. RefSeq names its product multiprotein-bridging factor 1c. NCBI's taxonomy places the organism in Eukaryota, Viridiplantae, Streptophyta, Magnoliopsida, Proteales, Proteaceae. The transcript has a single exon. Gene Ontology annotation, cellular component: nucleus. The record is from RefSeq and is a predicted model, not a curated record. The coding region runs from base 115 to 558 and encodes 147 amino acids. Gene Ontology annotation, molecular function: DNA binding.